Messenger RNA from Brassica napus (rape), 2206 nucleotides. Its product is annotated as F-box/kelch-repeat protein At3g04660-like. The record is from RefSeq and is a predicted model, not a curated record. The coding region runs from base 648 to 1811 and encodes 387 amino acids. NCBI's taxonomy places the organism in Eukaryota, Viridiplantae, Streptophyta, Magnoliopsida, Brassicales, Brassicaceae. Gene Ontology annotation, molecular function: protein binding. The transcript has a single exon.
ACUAAAACUUUAUUAGAUACCGCCACUAAAUAUGGUUUAAGGAAUUUUUCCAUUCACAUAAUAAAGAAGAGUAUUUGUCUGUUACAUCUUCAAAAUAUGAGGUUUUAUUUACAAAUCUAUAAAGCAUUAAUACGUCAAAGAAUUGGUAUUGUGGGCAUAGAAACGGUGGUAGCAUAAUGGUAAAAGACGAAUUUGGGAUAAAAAUAUAUAUUUGUCGGUUCAAGAUUUCAUUUCUAUUAGAAACUAAAUUGAUAUUUGAUUAGUCAUGCGAAAUAAAACUUUGUUUGCCUCAUUUAGAUAAAUAGAUUCGAAUUAAAAGUUGGUUUUGACAUUUUAAGAAUUAUUUGGGUUGCGGCCCAUACAUCUUCAAAACUUUACUUACCUCAUUUAGGAAAACAUGUUCGAAUUACUAGUGAGUUUCGAACUUUAGAAGAUUAUUUGGGUCUCGGCCCAUACAUUUGAAACCUAGCUCGCCUCAUUUAGAAAAACAAGUUUGGAUUACUAGUAGGUUUCGAUCUUUAGAGAAUUAUUUGGAUCUUGGCCCACAUAUCUACUAGUAUAUAUAAAAGUUAUCUCUAGGUUUAAGAAAGAUAUUAGGGUUAAGAGUCAAAAGAAUCCAACAGUGAGAGGCAGGGUUGAAAACAAUCAUGAAAAGGGUAAAGAGGUCUAAGAAUCAAGACGAAAGGAUUGUAAACGAUCCGUUUACGAACCUUGCUAAUGACAUGAUCAUAGAGAUUCUCAUGAAACUGCCGCCGAGAUCCAUAGCCAGGCUCCAUUUCGCUUCUAAAGAAUCGUCAUCGAUAAUCCUUGACAAAAAGUUCAUCCAGUGGUACAUGACCCGAUCUUUAACUCAGCCACGUUAUCUUAUCUCACUGCACCGUGGCGGAUACAUGCAGAUGCAGCUUUUUCAAUCCUUGUCUCAAGACCAUCCGUAUAAUCAUAACAUGGUUAGUUAUGAAAUGGAACCCGAUGUACUGUAUGAAUUUACUCCACCUGUUCGCGGCUUGAUCUGCGGUCGGGACUUUACCAAGAUGAUUGUCGGAAACCCUAGUACGGGUCAGUUCGUAUCGUUACCUAGAAUCAAAACGAGGAGGCAAGAUAUAUUGUCUGUUUUUGGAUAUGAUCCAGUUAAUGAUGUAUACAAAGUGUUGUGCAUGACUGUGGUACUUAAACGCAGUCACAUGUCUCGUAAUGGUAAUGCUGUAUCGUGGGAGGAUAUUGUGUCGGAGGAGCAUCAAGUGAUCACUCUAGGAGCUAAAGAAAAAUGGAGAAUGAUCGAGUGUGAGUAUCCACAUCGUCAUAACUCUGGAUGUAAAGGGAUAUACAAGGAUGGGUUUAUGUAUUAUUUAGCUACUUACCAGAAAAAAAGAUCUCUAAUGAGCUUUGAUCUGAGUUCUGAAGAGUUUAAUGUUACUAAGCUACCUGAGGAUCAGAUGCUUCAACAGUAUGGUGAGCUGGUGAAUCACGCUGGAAAGGUAACCAUAGCGCAUCAGGCAUAUAACCGCAACGUUGACCUAUGGGUUCUGGAAGAUGCCAACAAAGAAGUAUGGUCAAAAAAUUUUGUGGUUCCUCCUCUGUCGAUAGAUUUUUUUGGAAGGUUUCGUGACCUCGUGUUCAUGGGUAUACUUGGUACUGGGGAGAUGAUAUUCGCAUCGCGCUCAUCCCCUCCGUUCUUUUUUGUUUGUUUCGAUCCCAAGUCAAAAAAGGUCAGAGAAAUUGCGAUUCAUGGAAUGGGAGGGGACUCUCGUGAUAAUAUCCAAAUCUUUUUCGAUCAUGCAGAGAGUUGUAUGGUUUUGCCAAAGGUAUGUUAAUCCUUAUUACUGUAAUUGUGACUCCUGAUAAAACAAUGUGUUCAGUCUUUUCAUCAAUUACUUUGUAUGAUUGUGGAUUAUAUAUAUAUAUAUGCAUGUAUGAAUUGUUUAAAGUUUUGGUUUUGGCCGGAGCUAAGGCCAUCUUUAACCCUAGCACCUCUAAUGGGUUGCUUAAUCAUUUUUUUACUAAUAAAUGAUUAAGCACCCCUUAAGCACCACUUUUUCAACAGCUUAAUUAAGCACCCUUCAAGUAGCACUUCUUAUUUUAUUAGGGUAUCUUAUUAUAUAAAGCUUGGUUAUUCAAAGUUGUUAAUUAACAUGAUUGCGAUAUGUGUCAAUUAAUUUAUUAAGAUUGUGACAUGUGUCAAAAAAAAGUUACAAUUCUUUUUUAUUAG